Brettanomyces bruxellensis is the source of this 1611-nucleotide messenger RNA. RefSeq lists its product as uncharacterized. Gene Ontology annotation, cellular component: endoplasmic reticulum membrane. The transcript has a single exon. Gene Ontology annotation, biological process: protein N-linked glycosylation. Gene Ontology annotation, molecular function: dolichyl pyrophosphate Man9GlcNAc2 alpha-1,3-glucosyltransferase activity. The coding region runs from base 1 to 1611 and encodes 536 amino acids. Lineage: Eukaryota; Fungi; Ascomycota; Pichiomycetes; Pichiales; Pichiaceae. The record is from RefSeq and is a predicted model, not a curated record.
AUGAGGCAGUUGAGAAAAAACAAGUUUGUCUCACUUUUUCGAAGCUCACCCUUGAAUGACUUUCUAGUUCCAUUCAGAAAAGCUCAAAACCAAUGGGUGGCUCGAUAUAUCAUAAUAGUUUUUGCAUUAAUUGUCCGUUGCGCAGUGGGAAUUGGACCAUAUUCUGGUGAAAAUACACCUCCCAUGUAUGGUGACUUCGAGGCUCAAAGACACUGGAUGGAAAUUACAACACAUCUUCCUAUUGGAAAAUGGUAUUACUUUGAUCUUCAAUACUGGGGCUUAGAUUACCCACCACUAACGGCCUUCCACUCCUGGCUUUUGGGAAAGAUUGGAAGCUUGAUUGAUUCCAGUUGGUUUGCUUUGAACGUUUCUCGAGGAUUAGAAACUCCAGAUUUGAAGUCUUACAUGCGAAUUACUGCCCUUUUUAGUGAACUCGCUCUAUACAUUCCAGCAGUUAUACUAUUUACCCGGUGGAUGGGGAGGUAUUAUAACAAUGCCUCAACUAUUGACCAAACAAUUAUAGCUGCUGCAAUUUUGUACCAGCCGGCACUUAUUAUCAUUGAUCAUGGUCACUUUCAAUACAAUUCGGUCAUGCUUGGUUUCUCCCUGCUGGCUUUGGUAAACCUUCUGUAUGAUAAUUUCUGUGUUGCGGCAAUAUUAUUCACUCUUUCCAUUAGUUUUAAGCAGAUGGCUCUUUACUAUGCACCAAUAUUCUUUUUCUACUUAUUACGGAUUUGCCUCAGAUCUCCUAGAACACAUUCGGUUUGCAUUUUACGGUUUGUUUCUGUCGGAUGUUCCGUAAUUGCUACUUUAUUCCUUGAGUUUUUGCCAUUUGUCGUUUUUGGUGGUAUUGGCCAGAUCAAGCAAUGCCUUAUAAGGCUGUUUCCUUUUGAGAGGGGACUAUUCGAGGAUAAGGUCUCCAAUUUCUGGUGUGCAACUAAUAUCUUUAUCAAGUAUAAGAGUAUAUUUUCCACCAGUCAGUUGAAGACAAUUGCUCUUGUCUUUACUUUAAUUGGAAUUGCGCCUUCUUGUGGACUUAUUUGUUUCAAGCCUCGUAAAGAGUUGCUUCCAUGGUGUUUGGCAUCAUGCUCAAUGGCCUUUUAUUUGUUUUCUUUUCAGGUUCAUGAAAAGUCGAUUUUGCUUCCAUGGAUGCCAAUUACCCUUUUGCUAAACGAGGUUGACUCCGACGUCAUUUCCAUGGUUUGUUGGUUUUUUAAUGCGGCUCUAUUUUCCAUGUGGCCUUUGUUGAAAAGAGAUGGUCUUAUAAUUCAAUACGCUGUUCUUGGAAUACUCAGUAACUGGCUCAUGGGAAAUCUUAGCUGGAUCAGAAAGGCACUAAGAGCCAUUAAGCUUCCUGUCCAUUACAGAAAUUUAGCUACUCCUGUUCUUCCCCACAAUUUGUUUUGGAGAGUAAUUAUUGUGGGUUCCUAUAUUGCCGCUAUUGGUUUGCAAAUUGUAGAAUUCGUGUUUGAUCCUCCGAAGUCUCUGCCUCAUCUUUGGAUUAUAGGUAAUGUUGAGAUCUCGUUCUGUUCGUUUGCAUUGUUUUGGAUAUGGUGUAAUUACAGGAUGUUUACGCUAGCGGUGGAUGAUUCUAAGCUUAAAACUGAGUAG